UUGGGUCACGUGUCUGUCACGUGUCUCAGCUGUCGGGGCCCUGCCAGUGUACAGUAGCUCUGAGGCUGCAGGCGGAGGAAGCGGCAGCAGCAGCAACAGCAGCAACACACCGAGCCAAGCCCUCUCCAGAGUCCCCGAGGCAGCUUGAAGAAGCUGACGUGAUGAGGUUCCUGGGAGAAGCUGCUCCCCUGUGGGCUGACAGCUGAUAGAGAGGAGUCCCUUCUCCUCCUCUCACACGUGAAGUCAGGAACAAACGAGGAGGACCAUGAACGUCGAAACCAGACCCAUUUGAAGAAAAACAUCACUCAGACCAACUGGAAGCACUGCCUGGUUGAACAUGCUUGUUUUUGGGUGUAGAAGAUGCAGCUUGUUUUUGAGGUCUCUUUUUGCUCUGCUGCUGACAUGAGCGAAGUGGCUUUUGAUACAUUAAAUGUCUGAGUAUUUCUUUUCUCACAUCUUUUGUUGCCUUGUCCUUGAAACUGCCUCAGCCAGGCUGUUCAAAAUCAUCACAAUGACUUGAGUGCCUUUUGAUUUUUCUUUUUCUUUUCAACCCAGUUGGCUAAAUGACACAAUUAAUUCAACAAUGCUAACGUCCACAGUUUUCUGAUCCUGUUUCUUAGUUUCGGGGAAAUUUUGAUUGAUCACCUUUACUCACUGUUGCAGAUAGCCAAAGGAAAGCAUAAGUACUAUGCACCGUUGUUGCUCACACAGUUUCUAUACAAAACCAUUAACCUCACAGGAAGAGAGGCAGUCGUAACAGCACCCAAACCUGGACAAAGAACCUCUCCCAUCUCUCUGUGUAGACGUUUUUUAUUGAGGGGGUUCUGAGAGCUGCAAGGAUGUUUGCUUCUGUGGAGCAUGGCCCGGUGCUCUGUAGCGACUCCAACAUCCUGUGUCUGUCCUGGAAGGGGCGAGUGCCCAAGAGUGAGAAGGAGAAGCCGGUGUGCAGGAAGCGGUACUACGAGGAGGGCUGGCUCGCUACCGGGAACAGCCGGGGGGUCGUCGGGGUCACUUUCACGUCCAGCCACUGCAGACGGGACCGGGCCACGCCGCAGAGAGUGAACUUCAAUCUCAGAGGACACAACAGUGAGGUGGUACUGGUGCGGUGGAAUGAGCCUUUCCAGAAACUGGCCACAUGUGACACAGACGGAGGGAUUUUUGUAUGGAUUCAGUACGAGGGCCGGUGGUCUGUGGAGCUCGUCAACGACCGUGGAGCUCAGGUGAGUGACUUCACCUGGUCGCAUGAUGGAACGCAGGCUCUCAUCUCAUACCGUGACGGCUUUGUCCUGGUGGGCUCUGUCAGCGGACAGAGACACUGGUCUUCUGAGAUAAACUUGGAAAGUCAGAUUACCUGUGGAAUCUGGACUCCUGAUGACCAGCAGGUGUUGUUUGGCACAGCAGAUGGACAGGUCAUAGUCAUGGACUGCCACGGGCGUAUGUUGGCCCAUAUUCUGCUCCAUGAGUCCGAUGGCAUUGUUGGCAUGUCAUGGAACUACCCCAGCUUCCUGGUAGAGGACAGUAGUGAGAGUGACACAGACUCCGAUGAUUACACUCCACCUAAAGUGCACAGCCAGAAACCACUGUUGACAGUCAGUUUCACCUCUGGAGACAUCAGCCUGAUGAAUAGUUAUGAUGACCUCUCACCCACACUGAUCCGAACCGGUUUGAAAGAUGUUGUAGUCCAGUGGUGCUCUCAGGGCGACCUUUUGGCAGUGGCAGGGAUGGAGAGAACAGUCCUCCUCUCCCCCGACGCUCCAUGUUCUCCACCCACCAAGAACGCCAUUGUCAAGUUCUACAAUGUUAGAGGGGAUCACAUCUACACACUAGACACACCAGCACAGCGCCCCAUCACUACGCUCUGUUGGGGUCACAGAGACUCGCGUCUGUUCUUGGCGUCGGGCCCAGCGCUCUAUGCAGUUCGAGUGGAUCACCGGGUUGCGGCGCUACAGCUUCUCUGCCAGCAGGUCAUCGCCACAGCCGUAAAGGAGGAGAAAGAUGUCGCCAAGCUCACCAUGCCUUCUCGGCUUUGUACCUACGUCACUGCUGCUUUCGCCCCGACCAUCAAGCCACCCAUCCCAGAUCCUAACAACAUGCGGGAUUUUGUGAGCUACCCGACAUCCGGGAAUGAGCGACUGCACUGCACCAUGAAGCGCACAGAGGAUAACCCGGAGGUGGGCGGGCCGUGCUACACUCUGUACCUGGAGUACUUGGGUGGUCUGGUGCCCAUCCUGAAGGGUCGACGGAUAAGUAAGCUGCGCCCUGAGUUUGUCAUUAUGGACCCCAAAACAGAUGGUAAAACAGAUGAAAUAUACAGCAACAGUUUGAUAUCAGCCAUGAUAGACAGCUGUAACUGCUCAGACUCCAGUGAUAUUGAACUCAACGACGACUGGGUUGGCAAGAAAUCUCCAAAGAUCUCUAGAGGAAGCAAAUCUCCUAAACUUCCCAGGAUAAAUAUUGACCCCAGAAAAUCACCCAAGCUGUCCCGAACAACACAAGAAAUCUCUAGGUCGCCACGGUUACCCUUAAGAAAACCCUCGAUUGGUUCACCGAGUCUCUCACGGAGAGAAUUCCCUCUGGAUGACAUCAAUCAGCAAAAUUAUCUCGCUCAGGUCACGUCCAAUAUUUGGGGAACAAAGUUUAAGAUAGUGGGACUGGCUGCAUUUUUACCUACCAAUCUCGGUGCAGUUAUCUAUAAGACCAGCCUCCUCCAUCUGCAGCCCAGACAAAUGACCAUCUACCUGCCUGAGGUGCGCAAAAUCUCCAUGGAAUACAUCAACCUGCCUGUUUUCAGCCCCAAUGUUUUCAGUGAGGACGAGGACGACCUUCCUGUCUCGGGCCCUGCUGGAAGCACUGACGAUAACCCCCCAUGUACUGUAAACAUCCCUAUAGCCCCCAUCCACAGCCCCGCCCAGGCCAUGUCCCCUGCCCAAAGCAUCGGCCUGGUCCAGUCUCUGCUAGCCAAUCAGAACGUUCAGCUUGAUGUCCUCAGUAAUACGACAGCAGCUCCUUCUGGAUCAUCAGCCAGUGGUUCGGACCAAAGCCAGGAUGCCAUCUUGACGACCCAAUACACUGUGCCCACCAGAUAUUCUAGUCCGGGUCAGGUUAUUUUUGGGGGACUGGACGUAGGUCGGCUAAUGGUUGGACCACCGCCGUCCCAUCAUCCAUCUCAACAACAACAACAACAGAGUCAGCAGCAGCUUCUACAACAUCAACAAAUUCAGCACCACCAACAGCAGCAGCAAAUACUCCAGCAGCAUCACCUACAGCAGCAGCAGCACAUUCAACAGCAGCUGCAGCAGCAGCUUCAGCAACACAUACAGAUGCAGCAGCAUCAACAAAUGCAGUUGCAGCAACAGCAGCAAAUGCAUCACCAGCUACAGUCUCAACAACACCAUCUUCAGCAGCAGCUUCAGAUCCAGAUCCCUGCUCCGUCCCUGUCACCGGGGCAACCUUCGGGAACGGCCCUGCACCAGCUGCAGCCGGGGGCUCUGCAGAUACAAAUCCCCCACCAGCCAGCCGAUUUACUUGUUGACAGAAUGGCGGGCGGGGAGCACGAACACCUGCUAAAGAUCAAAACCACUCGGUCAACACCACAGCUAGCUGACGCUGAUACAGUUGUGUUCAGCGCUCCUUUGGAGCUCAGCAAAAUGAAUCCACCGCCUCCUUAUCCCGGGACCGUAGCAGCAGCGGUUGCUGCUGCUGCAGCUGCAGCUUCACCAUCAGCUUCCAACGCACCUUCCAGCUCUUCAUCUGGAACAGAAGGGGGUGCUAGUGGAACUCCUCCCCCUAGCGAGCUCUGCGUGAAGAAGGGUGACUUUAAACUUUAUCCUCCAGGUCAGCAGCAACUACAGUACCCCACACCUCUGGGCUACGAGAGGAUAACGACAUUUGACAGCAGCGGGAACGUGGAAGAGGUGUGUCGCCCUCGAACACGCCUCGUCUGCAACCAGAAUGUCUACACACUCCAGGGACCUGGCAACUCUGCCACGCUCAGGGUCACUUCCUCUUCAUCCUCGUCUGCAGCUGACAAGAAAAUCCAGCUGCCCUACACCUCUGCUACGCUUAACAGACUCACCGCACCCCGCUACUCCAUACCAAGCGGAGACCCACCCCCAUACCCUGAUUCGGCUAAUCAGAGCGGAGCUGCUGGGAGGAAUCAGAACCAGCGACUCGACAGCAGCUUGAUCCACGCCACCCUCAGGAGGAACAGUCGAGAGGCCGCGCUUAAAGUCUCCCAGAUGCUGGAACCUCCAAGGCCACUUCCUCCAAAAGCUAAAAACAGUCCACUAGCAACCUCCUUCCAGCAGAGGGUGCCAACAGCCUUAUACACGUGCAGCCAGUGCAGCAGUGGAUCAAGUGUUGGCGGUAGUGCUCCAGGGAGCGCUAAUGGGAUAGCAGGGGGAACGAUUAUCAGGCAAGAUUUUCCUCCAGGGAAUGGCGCUCCACACAGCACAGUGAUAGUUCACUCCAGCAGUGCCACCGCUCUGUCAUCCCAAUCCUCUUACAGCUUGAUGAGCUCACUGGAGGGGUCUGGGAGUGCGGCGGGAGCAGGAGGGAACAGAGACCGGGCUGAGUACGUUAACUCUGCGUUUACUGAGGACGAAACACUCAACCAGUCGCUGAGGCAUUUGGUAAUUGGAGGAAAUGAUGCAUCGGGGCUUGUCGUCAAACGCCCACCUCCCUACCAGUGGGACCCGACUGGCACAGAGGAGGUGUGGAUACCUCAAGAGAGGACAGCAAAUGCCCCCCCUGGAGCGCACAAACCUCCUCCCCUAAUUCUCAGCCCGACUCAGCACUUGGAUGUUACCAGACUGCCUUUUGUUCUUUCUCCAAAGUCUCCUACCAGCCCCAGCGCUGCAUCAUUCCAGGCUGCAUCAGCUACACCCACAGGCUACCAAAUCUCUCUGCAGUACCCCCCAGCAGCAGCCUAUGCCGGAGCUCAACUCCAACCCAUCCCAGGGUCGCCGCGCCCCUGCGCCUCCCCAAAGGAAGUUGUGGCUCCUGUGGCCCUCUCACAGCAGGACGCGACCCUUGUCUUGUCGCCGGGUUACUCUCCAAACAUAGCAAACCUCGCCUGCUGUCCCCUUCCUCCCUUGUACCCUGGAGGAAGUACCUGUGCUGGAAUCCCCAUCCCUCCCAUUGCCCUUCACACACCGUGGGGAACGUACAACCCUUGUCCGCCUAUGCCCAGUCCUGCAGUGCCACUUCCACCCAAAGCCUCCCACGUAUCAGCAGACAAAAAUGUUCUCUCACCUCCUCCUCCACCUCCUCCACAACCUCCACCACCACCACCAGCAGACCCACAGAGCCACGGGGCAUUACAGGAGACAAUGGCAGAGCCAGGGGACACUUACCAGGAGGUGUUAUCUUUGACUGAGAGCCCCGUACCACAGCGGUCCGAGAAGUUCAGCAAGAAGAACCGCAAGCGAAUGGACGGCCGGGCCGAAGAGGCUAACGUGUCUCAGUUAGCCGAAGGCAGCAAGUCGAAGAAAGAGGGCAGGGCUCUGGGGGAUUUCAACUCGCUGAUUUCCAGCCCCCGACUCGGAGGAAGAGACAAGAAGAAACUGAAGGGGCAGAAGGAGCAGCAAAUGAAGUCGAAGAAGCUGAGUAAGGCCACGGCCAACAGUGAGUUCCAGGACAGUUCAGAAAGCGAGCCGGAGCUUUUCAUCAGCGGCGAUGAGCUCCUUAAUCAGUGCCAGAGCGGUAAAAAGGGCUGGAAAAGUAAAAGGAACUUGAGGGCAGCUAGCGAGCUUGAUGAAAUAAAGUGCCGGAAAGCCAAUGAGAAGGAAGACAGAGGAUUGGGUAGCCAAGGGUUUGUGUAUGUGAUGGCCAAUAAGCAGCCUCUGUGGAAUGAAGCCACACAGGUCUACCAACUGGACUUUGGAGGCCGAGUCACGCAAGAGUCGGCCAAGAACUUUCAAAUCGAAUUGGAGGGCCGGCAGGUGAUGCAGUUUGGUAGGAUUGAUGGUAAUGCCUACAUCCUGGACUUCCAGUACCCCUUCUCUGCGGUUCAGGCUUUCGCAGUGGCUUUGGCCAACGUCACCCAACGCCUCAAAUGAGACGUCCCCUCCCAACACACCCUGAGUCAUCCCAUGAUUUUAAAUGCAGCCUGCUGAAGGAGCACAGUUGUUUGCUUUGGAGAUUCAUAAACUCUAAUAAACUCAGCGGAUUUUGGAGAAAACGACUGAAAUCAACUGUGGUCAAUAGAUGGAAAUGCAAUCACACUGCACUACGCAAUGCUGCCACUAGACAUGGUGCAAUAAGCAUUGACUGUGUUUUUUUUUUUUUUUUUUAAACGCCAUUAGAUCUGCUCCGUUCUGAAUUCGGUGGCACCCUCCAAGCACGUAGGGCCAAAGAGCUGAGCUUGGGUUAUCAUCAUGCAAAUAAAUGCUGCUUUGGAUAGAAGAGGCUUUCUUAGAGAGACAAAUUGUCAAGGUGCAGUUUAAAAAAUAAAAGCAGCAGUAAUACUUGAAAACCACACUCUGGAGGUUAAAUUACGUUUUCCAGAGCGCACAGGUACUACUGGGCACUGAAAUCCAUUGCUGUACAAAACUUUAGUGAAACAGUUACUACUUUAUUAAACUGCUUUUGCUUAUAGUUUAUUAAAUGAGGUUACUUAGUGGAGGUUUUUGUUCUAUACCAUUCCUGUUGUUUCUAUCUCAGUCAGUUUCGGCUGGAUUUAAGGCUGAUAUAUGCAUCAUUUAGGAGCACUACUAAAAGUUACGACUUUUCACUGUUUCUGGAAGGAAAUAUCGUUCUUUAUCAAAUCUGCGUUUGAAGGAUGAAAACUGUCACCCUGCUACACUUAAUAAUUUAUAUGUACAUGUUGUUUAGCUUUCCAGACAGAUUUUUUAAGAAAAUAUUGUUAUUGUUGAAAAUGUACAACCCUCAUACUUUUUCAUCCCAGUUUUUCUUACCGACUUUAUUUGGGGAGGCUGAAUUUAAAUAUUGCUGUACACUUGGAGUAUUCAGGUGAGAGCGGUUUACAGAAUAGCCUUGGCUGACAUAUCCUGUAAUUGGAUAUCUGCAUAUGGUGACAGUGGCGCCAAAGAUGUCACCAAGGCCUCAAUUGAACAACUUAACCUCUGGCAUGAAGUGAUAAUGUCACCUGCUGUCACUUCUGUGAAGUGAGUACGUAUUUGGGGGCAGUCCUUGCUCUUUAGGACCACACUAAAACAUAUAAGCAUGGUACAGGAAAUAUUUUUGUAUAUUUCACCUAUGCCAUUUCAUAUUCUUCUCAGAAGGCAUGUAAAUAAAUUGGAGGUGUAAAUGUGACAAAGAGACUUUGGCGACUCUGACAAGUUUACACCUCGGCUUCACUGUGUUUAAUUUCAGGUGUGGAGGGAAGCUGUAACACCGUAAAAUUACUGUUAAGCUAAAUCAUCGUCGUCACUCAGUUUAAUAAGACUACAUUUGAAGAAUGAAGCUCCACUUCAUAAGCUGACUGUGCAAACUGAGAGACGGGUAAAGCUGUUUAAGUGUUAGCAAGAAUCAUGGACGGAGAUAAAGUGCAAAGGACAUGUAAGCAUUAAUUUCUGUUUAAGUACAAUAUCAGCUAAAGUCACCAGAAGCGUUUAGGUCUAAUAAAACAGUGAAGCUGCUGUAGGGCUAAACUCUAACUUGUGCCAAAAUAUCUACUUACAAUUUUACAACAAAUGCAGUCCAAAGGAGAAGAACCAAUUCUAUUUUGACCUUUGAAUUGAUGAUUUUAUUACUCUUAAUAAGUGUGAUCUUUCCUGAUCUCAAAGAUGCAUGUUGGUCAUCGGUUGUAGAAAAAUGGACCGAAUGAAGAUAUUUCAAACCCUAUUCUAAAAAAACCAAAAAAAAUAAAUAAGCAUGUCAUGACAAAACCCUUUUUGUGUUAGCUGUGCAAUAUUUUGUAGGAGAAAAUUGUUUUUUUUGUUGCUUUCAACCAUGUUUUGAUACCGUUCUUUUGGUUCAAUAUCUGAGAUUGCUGGUUUGUGCAUUUUUUAUUUAUGAGAUUAUUUUCUGAAAGGAGGAAAAUAUCUAUACAUACCGUAUAUUGUGGAAUUUUCCCAAACUUUUUUGUGUUAAGUCUCUAAUGAGUGUAGCCCAAGCUGUGGGGUUGGUGAUGAGAACAGGCAUCCUAAUUUGAAGUUUGCUUUGGAUGAAAAAAUAAAAAAUAAAGAUGUGAAUGAGUAAGUGCCCAGUUUAAUGUAGUUGGUAGACUAGUGUAAGUGUUAAGUCGAGGUGUGUUUGUGUUCAGCUGUGCAGUCUACCAAUCCCAUCAGUGUUAAAUCUAUUAUAUUUAAAUGUGUUCAUGGCUUCUACACAUUCAAACACAUUCUUCACUGAGUUGAUGUUCAGCAUUACUUAUGGACUCGGUUAGGGAUUCACUUUAAACCGAUGAUGAGCUGUUGUAGAUAUUGUAGGAUUUGACUUUUCUUUAGAAAAGAUCUGUGCUUUGUAUUUGCAGGUGUAGACUUAACUGGCAAAAACACUUGAGUAUGGUGACUGAACGUUCAUAGUGGAUGGAUAGUAAGGCAUGCCAUGUAAAUUAUUUUAAAACUGUAUAUGUCACUCAUCUUUUUAAUAAAACUGUCAUUGUUUGAGAAAAUA
Gambusia affinis (western mosquitofish) is the source of this 8580-nucleotide messenger RNA. RefSeq names its product TUB like protein 4a (gene tulp4a). Bases 840 to 6059 code for a protein of 1739 amino acids. Gene Ontology annotation, molecular function: protein binding. The transcript has 14 exons. The record is from RefSeq and is a predicted model, not a curated record. Lineage: Eukaryota; Metazoa; Chordata; Actinopteri; Cyprinodontiformes; Poeciliidae.